GCGUGGAGUCGGGCGCUGAGGCAAAGCCGGUCGCUCAGAAGGUGCCCAGCGACGGCGCAGAUGGCGGACUCGCAGCUGUUCUGCGUGGCCGAGGAGCGCAGCGGCCAUUGCGCUGUGGUGGACGGAAACUUCCUCUACGUGUGGGGGGGCUAUGUGUCUAUUGAAGAAAAUGAAGUGUAUUUGCCUAAUGAUGAAAUUUGGACCUAUGAUAUUGAUAGUGGGUUGUGGACAAUGCACCUAAUGGAAGGAGAACUCCCUACCUCCAUGUCAGGAAGUUGUGGUGCUUACAUUAAUGGAAAGCUGUACGUUUUUGGAGGAUAUGAUGACAAAGGAUACAGCAAUCGACUAUAUUUUGUUAAUUUACAAACAAGAGAUGGAACAUAUGUUUGGGAAAAAAUCAGCAACUUUGAAGGACAGCCACCUACACCACGUGAUAAACUUUCCUGCUGGGUAUAUAAAGACAGGUUAAUAUAUUUUGGUGGUUAUGGGUGUAGGAGACACAAUGAACUCCAAGAAUGUUUUGAUGUUCAUGAUGCAUCUUGGGAAGAACAGAUGUUCUGGGGAUGGCAUAACGAUGUCCAUGUAUUUGACACAAAGACACAGACUUGGUUACAACCAGAAAUUAAAGGUGGAGUGCCACCACAGCCACGAGCCGCGCAUACAUGUGCAGUUCUUGGAAAUAAGGGAUAUGUUUUUGGCGGACGUGUUUUGCAAACUAGGAUGAAUGAUUUGCACUACCUAAACUUAGAUACCUGGACUUGGUCUGGAAGAAUUCCUGUUAAUGGAGAAAACCCAAAACAUCGUUCAUGGCAUACAUUAACCCCAAUAGCUGAUGAUAAGCUUUUUUUAUUUGGUGGACUAAGUGCAGAAAAUAUUCCAUUAAGUGAUGGUUGGAUUCAUAAUGUUAUAACAAAUUGUUGGAAACAACUUACACAUUUACCUAAAACAAGACCCAGGUUAUGGCACACAGCCUGUUUGGGAAAAGAAAAUGAAAUAAUGGUAUUUGGUGGGAGCAAAGAUGAUUUACUUUCCUUGGAUACAGGUCACUGUAAUGAUUUGUUGAUCUUUCAAACACAGCCUUACUCAUUACUCAGAUCAUGCCUUGAUUGCAUUGGUAAAAAUGUUGUCAUUUUAGAAAGUCAGAUAUCUUUAUUACCUCCUAAACUUCUGCAACAAGUAUUCAAAAAGAUAACAUUUUGGACUGCAGCUAAUCACCGAGAAGAACAAAGAGCCCAAUCAGAAGAAACAAAUAAUUAUGAGUGGAUCAGUAACAAUUAAGUUGUUAAAUAUUCUAUAUAUUUAAAAUGUUUAAGCAUUGUAACGAAACUAUAAGUUUUACUCCCCAUAUUGGAGGCUUU
Molecule: messenger RNA, 1358 nt
Organism: Chrysochloris asiatica (Cape golden mole)
Lineage: Eukaryota; Metazoa; Chordata; Mammalia; Afrosoricida; Chrysochloridae
Gene: KLHDC1
Product: kelch domain containing 1
Molecular function (GO): protein binding
Source: RefSeq, a predicted model, not a curated record